Molecule: messenger RNA, 1360 nt
Organism: Harpegnathos saltator (Jerdon's jumping ant)
Lineage: Eukaryota; Metazoa; Arthropoda; Insecta; Hymenoptera; Formicidae
Gene: IFT46
Product: intraflagellar transport 46
Exons: 3
Coding region: 147-1280 (377 amino acids)
Biological process (GO): intraciliary transport; cilium assembly
Cellular component (GO): intraciliary transport particle B; microtubule organizing center; motile cilium
Source: RefSeq, a predicted model, not a curated record
GAAAAUAAUGUUCGAGUUAGAACAUCAAAAUUAAAAUUAAUACAAUUGACCUUCGUAAUGCCGUUCGUUCGACGAACAGCUGACUAGCCGACGAUCGAACAGAACCAUGGCAACGUUAAUGAAACACAUCCCCACCUUGUCGUUCGAUGUUAGACGUAGAGUUCCGACGUAUCUUUUUCAUUUUUCACAUUAUCGAGUCAACAAUCUGCAUAGAUCUAUUGUGCAAUUCGCGCAGUUGGCCGCACAGCACCGUCACCAUACAGACCCUGAAAGCUAUCCUCAAAGGAUACGCUGAUGGACGUCCUUUGGCGAUGGACGCUAAAGACAGCAGCGAGGACGAGGAAGAGACGCGGCGCGAUGUCCCGGCGCCGUUUGGCAAGUUCGAUGAAACCAUCGUGGUGCGCAAUGCCGAGGAGAUCAAGAGUCCUGUGAACCGCAGGCCUUCCACUUCCAGAAAGAGCGGGAAAACCAUGCUAACGAGUGACAGCUCGAAUACGUUGGAGUCGAGCUCGCCGCGUGGGAAACACGAUUUUCGAAGAUUUUCGGGCAUCGGUAGCGAUCCCUCGGACAGCGAAGAGAGCGACGAUGAUGACAUACAAGGACAUACAAGCAUCACCAAACCGGUCGAUUUGUAUAAUCCCAAGGAUUUCGAGAACCUGGAAACAUCGACAGAGGUGAAGGAACUGUUUCAGAACAUAACAAGGUACACGCCGCAGAAAAUCGAGCGCAACUACAAGCUGAUACCGUUCAUUCCUGACUACAUACCGGCGGUCGGCGACAUAGACGCCUUCAUAAAGGUGGCUAGGCCAGAUGGCGUGGAGGAUAAGAUCGGAUUGACGGUGCUGGACGAGCCCUGUACCGACCAGUCCGAUCCGGCGGUAUUGCACCUGCAGCUGCGCAGCCACUCGAGGAGCGCCGGUGCCGCCAGGCAGACGGUUAUCAAGAGAAUCGAGGACGCCGAGAGGAACGGCAAGUCUAUCGACAAGUGGAUUGAUGACAUGAAUCAGCUGCACCGGAGCAAACAUCCGCCGGCAGUGCAGAUGAACCGAGCGAUGCCGGACAUUGACAGUCUGAUGCAGCAAUGGCCGGCUCAGGUGGAGGACAAGUUCAACGAGAUGCAGAUGGAUCUGUCAAACCUCGACUGCGACUUGCCGCAGUUGGUUGACAUCAUCUGCAACCUCCUUGACGUCCCGGCGCGGGACGGCGCGAGACUGGAGGCCCUCCACACAUUGUUCACCUUGUUCCUAGAAGUCAGAAAUGUCGAAAGCCAGAACUUCUGAAAGUGGAUGGCGAGGAGCGCGCAUGCGGAAUUCUUGUAUUUGCUGGAAGAAGAAGGAAAGAAUGCCUCGAUCUCUUGAAU